AUCACUCUUAAAGGAUUAAUCACACCUCUAAGAUCACUCACAAAUAGAACAAGAAGAGGAUUACAAGUAAAGAUCUCUUAAAUAUCAAAAACCCAAGUUAAAGCUCAUGUAGGACGCAAAGCUCGAGUUGUAGGAUUGUUAGGAGAGUCGGCUUAUCUUACUAGAGUCGGCUCACCAUUUCUGUAGCUGGCUUGGUGGCAAAAGAGGAUCUUGUUGAGAUUCCUUUCUGGAUCCAAAUUUAUGGCCUACCACCAGGACGCAUGACCAAAGCAACGGGUGAAAGGAUUGGUGCAUAACUUGGAAGACUCCUCGAGGUGGAUGCGAGGGAUGGACGGGUGUGGGGUAUGGAGUUCAUUCGUGUGCGGGUUUGUAUUGACUCAAGGAAGCCUUUACGUCAGGGUAUGAAGCUUUCUUUGAAGGAUGGGCCACUCUGGAUCUCUUUCCAGUAUAAGCGACUUCCACAUUUCUGUUAUUGGUGUGGUAUGUUGGACCAUGUUGAAUGAGAUUGUGAGCUGGGACUGGAGAUGGAAAGUACGGGGUUGACAGAGCAUCCUUAUGAUGAUAGCCUCCGAUCCAUGCCAAAGUGAGGAAAACAAGGGGCAGCAGCGAAUACUGGGAGAUGGCUGCGCGAUGCUUCUGGCAACCUCGUCAGAGAAGAGCCACAGUGGAGGAGCUAGAACCCAAAAAUGGAAAACCACUCAAAAUCGGAAACUCGCGGUCCCCAUGGAGAUAUGAUUGAUUUUAAUGGCCAUGACUGGCGGAGAAAUAAGGAAGAUUUGGUUGGGCAAAUUGAAAAUACCAAUAUGGGAGCUAAUCUCAAGUUUGAGAGAAAUGCGCUUGAUGAGCGCUAUUCUAGCUCGGAGCAAUUAGGCCCUCAUAUGGAAAGGCAGCAGACUCAAGGGAUUUUAAUGGAUCCUACAAACACUAAUAAUGAGAUUACUGUGGUUAACAAUAAUAUUUCAAUGGAGCUAGAUCAUGGGCGGGAAAUGCUACUCAUUAAGAGCUAUGAGCCGGUUGGGCUAGACACCCCACACAAUGUAGCAGACAAGCAAAGCCCAAGCCACUUCGGGCCCAUCCCCCUAACCCAGACAGGGGCUACAGGCCCAUUGUUUAUGUUCUCUUCUGCCCAGAAUACCAAUCCCUCCAAGAAUAGAUCUUGGAAAAAGGAUGCUCGGGAGCGACGCCACCAGAACUCACCCAUUUCGCUAUCUUCAAGAAGAGUCAAGCGAAAGGAUGAGCAAUCUUUGAUUAUCAAAAGUGGGCAAACUGGAAGUGAGAAGCGUGGGAAAGGCAUAACGGUUCGCUGCCUCAUCGAAUUGGUGGGGCUCAAGAAGCCUGCAGUAGUGUUUUUGUGUGAAACUCUACUGGAUAUAAGGGGUAUGGAGAAAGUUAGAAGGAGACUUGGAUUCAGACACUGUUUUGUUGUGGACAGGGUGGGGCGUAGCGGAGGAUUGGCUAUGCUUUGGAAUCCUGAUAUUCAAUUAUCAUUGUUAUCCUACUCACAAAAUCAUAUAGACAUGGAGGUAGAAGGCAUGGGAUCCAGUCACUGGCGAUUUACAAGCUACUAUGGUCAUCUUGAGAGGCAUAAUUGUAAGCGAUCAUGGUUAUUAUUGCGAGACUUAGCUGCUCAAUCUGCUUUGCCAUGGUUGAUCAGUGGGGAUUUUAAUGAUCUUUUACAUUUAGAUGAGAAAUUAGGCGGUACCUCUCAACCUAACUGGAUGCUACAUGGCUUUAAAGAGGUGGUGGAUGCAUGUGAUUUGGCUGAAGUUCAGAUGGUUGGUGGUCAGUUCACUUGGCGCCGAGGAGGUGUUAAGGAAAAGUUGGAUAGAGGCACCAUUACCAGAGACAAACCAGGCGCAAAAAGAGAUUCUGAUUUGAGGAGAUGUGGCUUCGAGACCCCAGCUGUCAGGAAACAGUUCAAUCUAGCUGGGCUUCUUUCAUCGGCAUGGGUGAUUGGUCCUCCUUAUUGCAAAAGAUGCGCCUUUGUUCUACGAACCUCCAACGAUGGAAUUCUUCACAUUUUGGCCAUGUACAGAAAUGGUGAAUGGAAGCAUAAAUUUGAAGAGCUGCAGGUUAUUGCUACAACUUAUUUCUCUUCACUGUUUUCGUCAACCGCCCCUAGCAGUAUUGAGCAAGUAACUAGUUGUUUAUGCCUUCGAGUGACAAUAGCAGCUAAUGACUUCUUGCUCCAGCCUUUCAUGGAGGCAAAUAUAACAGAGGCACUCUAUCAAAUGCAUCCUACGAAGGCCCUCGGGCCGGACGGAUUAUCACCUAGUUUUUUCCAGUGUUUUUGGAGUAUUGUAAAAGAUGAUAUUGUCAAGCCAUGCUUAGAUUUCUUGAACAAUGGAGGGGUACUUCCACAUGGGCUGAACUUCACUCAUAUUGUGCUUAUUUCGAAAUGUAAUGAACCUACAACAAUGGCGGACUUGCGUCCGAUAAGCCUAUGUAACGUCAUUUACAGGAUUCUAGCAAAGGGGAGGAGGAAGCGAGGCUGGCAAGCUAUAAAGUUAGAUAUGAGUAAGGCUUUUGACCGGGUUGAAUGGCCUUACUUGGAGCAGGUUAUACACGCGCUUGGCUUUGCGGAAAGGUGGAUCAGAUUGAUCAUGGAAUGUGUCUCAUCAGUGACAUACGAGGUUCUACUAAAUGGUAAGGAGGUAGGACAGAUCAUCCCAUCUCGAGGCUUGAGACAAGGCGAUCCACUAUUGCCUUACUUGUUCAUUCUCUGUGCUGAAGGUCUCACAGCCAUGAUUCACAAGGCAGAUAAUAGUAGGAGUUUGCAUAGCAUCCAAAUCUGUAGGAGUGCACCAAAAGUUUUUCAUUUGUUCUUCGUUGAUGACAGUCUUCUUUUCCUCCACGCCAUUGAAACAGAAGCCGCAAAUUUAAUGGCCAUCUUGCAAGCUUAUGAACAAGCAUCUGGCCAAGUUAUUAAUUUACAAAAAUCUUCCAUCACUUUCAGUAGUAAUGUACAACCAAGGGCGAGGAGCCGUAUCUCACAUAUAUUGGGCAUAAAGGAAGUAGACAGUCCGGGGAGAUAUCUUGGGUUCCCUGCUGAUAUAGGUAGAUCGCGCAUUGCCACUUUUUCAACUUUGAAGAGUAAAUUUUGGGCGCACAUUGCUGAAUGGAGAGAACAACCUUUAUCUAGAGCUGGCAGGGAAGUGCUCAUAAAAUCAGUGCUGCAAUCUCUUCCAACAUAUGUGAUGGGUCUUUUUUUGCUACCGAAGGCCAUAUGUACAGAUCUAGAGCUUAUUAUGAAUCGUUACUGGUGGGGAGGAGGAGAGGAUGAGCAUAAGAUUCACUGGAUGGAAUGGAGGAAGCUUGCAAUCUCGAAAAAAUCAAGAGGAUUGGGUUUCUGUGCUAUGCGGGAAUUUAACUUAUCUAUGCUAGGGAAGCAGGUAUGGCGGCUGUUAAUGCAUCCGAACUCUUUAGCAGCGAGAAUUAUGAAGGCAAGGUACUUUCCUCGUUCGACUAUUCUUCGUGUAGAACUGAAAUCCCCUUGCAGUGUUACUUGGCUAAGCAUUUGGCACUCAAUUGAAUUACUAAACCAGGGUUGUCGGCGUCUGAUCGAAACAAACUCAUGGAUGAGGGAUCUAGUGCUUGAGACCUUCAAUGCCCAUGAAGCCCGAUUGAUAUUAGCUAUACCCUUAAGCUGGAUGGGAAGGGAGGACAGCUGGAUGUGGAAUUUUACCAAACAUGGAUGCUACUCAGUUCGAUCUGGGUACCACAGAGCUAUGGAUUUGAGCAGAAAUCAUGCUGGCCCAUCCGUAUCCUCAUCGAGCUUUGGUGGCAAUCGGAUUUGGUCCUUGGAUAUCCCAGAGAAGGUACGUCUGCUUACCUGGAGUGCUUACAGGAAUGUUGUUCCCACAAAGGACAACCUCCACAAAAAAUGUGUGGACAUAGACUUGGAGUGUCCAAUGUGUGGGGUGGAAAGGGAAUCUGUUUUUCAUUGUUUUAUGUCCUGUUCUAUUGCCCGAGCAGUAUGCCGGAACGACGCUCUGUGGAACAACAAAGGCCCUAAUCCCCAUCAUAUUAUUAAACGUAGCUUGGAUUUUCAGAUGGAGUACAAAAAAGCCUUGAUGUCAAAGGGUAGAGGCGCUGCAGCUGUUCAAAGAGUAAGUGAAACUAGGUGGCACCCACCAGACGAGGGGUAUGUAAAGGUAAAUGUGGACGGAGCAGUAUCUGAACAAGGACAUAUAUUUGGGAUGGGUGCACUUGCAAGGGACCAUCACGGGGAGGUGCUCGCAACUAUGGUGUGUCAGGGGCAAGGGGCAGUGGAGGCCGAAAUGGCCGAAGCUUGCAGCUUACGGCGAGCUCUACUGUGGGCUCAAAUGCUAACUUUAAGAAGAAUCGAAGUAGAAACUGAUUGCGCAGCCAUUGUAUUAGCGAUCAACAACAGAACUCUCAAUAUGAACUCAAGCUUGGGUAUCAUUCUUUUGGACUGCAGAGCAUUAAUGUCCUAUUUUGUGUCUUGCCGAUUAAAACAUGUCCGUCGAACGGGAAAUGCUGUUGCUCACGAACUUGCACGAAGAGCGCUUACCAUUGAGGCAGAUCAAUUCUGGGUAGAAGAUAUACCAGAUACUGUUGCGCAUUUUGUAACAGGAGACAGACCCUAUUCUUGAUCAUGUAUUGGUUUCCUGUUUUCUUCUCUUAAUUUAUGAAUAAAAUCUGCGCAUGAAC
Rubroshorea leprosula is the source of this 4674-nucleotide messenger RNA. The record is from the annotation of a GenBank genome assembly. NCBI's taxonomy places the organism in Eukaryota, Viridiplantae, Streptophyta, Magnoliopsida, Malvales, Dipterocarpaceae.